CGUGUGUUGAGCGCACACAAACGGACAUUCCUUUAAAUUCAAGUUCUCUUUCAAAAGCCUCAUACGAGGCUAUCAAAGAGGACGAUAUACCCACGUUCCUAUUCCUCCAUCCUUCACGUGAUAGUAUUUCGCUUAACAGUUAUUUUGCUUUUGUAUAAGCAAGAAACAGUGAAAGUUAUUGAUUCAUAUUGUGAACUACGUUUCAGUGAUAUUUCGUGCUCCUUUUUCCGCGGGGAAUAAUAAUUGUAGGAAAUUAUUAAAAAAAAGAUAGACAAAAUGAAAGUGGGACUGUUGAAAACUUUCUUACAUUAUUUCAACCUGCAACAGGGUACAGUGUUGAUAGCUGUAUUUCAAUUGUUUACAUCCGGGUUUAGUAUGAUAUUUUUCGUGCUAGCAUUAGCACAUGCGAUGGGAAUUCAAGAAAUGGUGGUAAGAGAUACAGAAGACGCUCUCGAAAGGGAAGCCUUAGAAGAUAUAUCGUCUAAUCAUUUAAAUACCAGAAAAAUGGAUAUGGCACAUCAUAAUGCAACUGAAACAGUUUAUUCGAUGUAUUGUGGAUUAGUGAUCACAGUGAUACAUUUUAUUUCCACUAUUCUACUUUUGUAUGGUGCACUCACGAAUAAUCGUCAUUUUAUGACACCCUGGAUGAUGAUCAUGAUGACAAUAAUAUCAGCUUUGACAAUUUCUUUGUUCUUGGUACAACAAGAUUGUCCGUUUAUUGCUACCCUCGGUGGCAAAGCUGAUAUUUGUGAACGUAUAAUUGUUCUCUUUCUCGUAAUCACUAGUUCUUACGUAUGGUUCGUCGUCUAUAGUAGUUACAAAAGUCUCGAGACGAAAAAGGGAUUGACUCACGUUCUUCACGAUGUGAAGAAAAAUCCCGUAAUUCCAGUCGUGCAAAAAUCGAAAGCCAUUCAGGCAAACGCGAACAAACCGUUCGAAGUUUAAAAAUACUAUG
Messenger RNA from Apis laboriosa (Himalayan honeybee), 955 nucleotides. RefSeq lists its product as uncharacterized. Bases 277 to 945 code for a protein of 222 amino acids. The record is from RefSeq and is a predicted model, not a curated record. Lineage: Eukaryota; Metazoa; Arthropoda; Insecta; Hymenoptera; Apidae. The transcript is spliced from 6 exons.